GCGUCAGUCUGCACCGGCGGAGCAAUCGGGUUGGAUGGUCAGUACGGUGAGGGUGCGCUUCACGAAAGCGGGUAGCGAGGACGAUCUCCGUGCAACGAGAAAGAAAGAAAGCGAGAACGGUUGUCAUGACGUUCGCGUGAGCCUCGUGUCGUACACGCUGUGCGAGUCGCCGUCCGAGAAACAUGUCGAGUGAUAUCGUCCGGCGCUCGGGUCCGCGAUUCACCCUCGGCGGUGUAACGGUGCUGUGGAAAUUGGUGCUGGUUCUGGUGGUGGUCGUGAUCCUGUCCGGUGUCUACGCGGAGAGCCAGGGACCGUCCCCCGACUUCGGCAGGCACGCGCUGGUCAGACCGCGGAUUUAUCAUGGGAGGACCAAGCGGCAGAUCUCGACGACCAAGGAGAACGACAUCGACCACGCGGACGUGUUGACGGUAGGCUUCGAGCUGAACGGUGUGAAGCGUAUCCUAGACCUGAGGUUGAACACCGACCUCGUACCAGUCGGCUAUCAGCAGCGUCAUCAGCACGAAGGCACCUACAAAGUUCACACCCCCUCGAAAGUUGAACUAUGCCACUACCAGGGCAGCGUCCGAGAUGUUCCCGGUUCCUGGGUGGCAUUGUCCACUUGCAGAGGACUGCGAGGUGUCAUCUUCGAUGGCGAGAAUCUGCACCACAUCCACCCGGAAACGGAAUCCCUGGACUCGGACCACUACGUCUACAAGCACAGCGACUUCAUCGGCAAUCACACUUGCGGUUACGAGGGAACGCCGCACCAUACUCUUCACCACCCUGUGACUGUCAGCAGAGCUACCAGGCACAAAAGGGCGGCUGAAGUGAUCCGCGGGCCUUACAACGCGAACAAACGUUCCCGGUACGUGGAGCUGGUCCUAGUGAUCGACAAGAAAGAGUACGUAGCCUUGGACGAGAACUUGGACAAGGUGUACCAACACUGCAAAGACAUCGCUAACAUAGUGAACGCGCUGUACAUGCCGCUGAACAUAUUCAUCGCUCUGGUUGGCGUGCAAGUCUGGUCGGACACGGACGAGAUAACCAUCUCUUCGAAUGGAGACACCACCCUCACAAAUUUCCUCCGGUACAGAAGGGAGAAGCUGGUCCAGGACAUACCGAACGAUAACGCGCAGCUGUUGACACGAAUCACGUUCGAAGGAGGCGUGGUCGGGAAAGCGCUGAAGGGGCCGAUCUGCACGUACGAAUUCUCCGGCGGUGUCUCCAUGGAUCACUCGAACGUCGUGGGAUUAGUAGCCGCGACCGUGGCCCACGAAAUGGGUCACAAUUUCGGGAUGGAGCACGACUCGGCUGACUGCGAGUGCCCCGAGGAAAAAUGCAUCAUGGCAUCGUCGAGCGGCUCAUCGGGGCCGACGCACUGGUCGACCUGCUCCCUGGAGCAUCUGGCUCUGGCGUUCGAGCACGGUAUGGACUACUGUCUGAGGAACAAGCCGCAGAAGCUGUUUGACAGCCCGAUCUGCGGGAACGGGUUCGUCGAGCCCGGCGAACAGUGCGACUGCGGCUUGAAGGAGAACUGCGACAACCCCUGCUGCAACGUGACCACCUGCAUGCUGCACAGCAACGCGAGCUGCGCCACCGGAGAGUGCUGCGACUUGAAGACCUGCAAGCCGAAGACUGCUGGCACCGAGUGCAGGAGCGCCGAGCACGAGUGCGACUUGCCGGAGUACUGUACCGGACAGAGCGAGUACUGUCCCGCAGACGUGUUCAAGAUGGACGGAGAGUCCUGCAACAUGGGCAAGGCUUUCUGCUACCAAGGGACCUGCAGGACGCACAACGACCAGUGCAAACUGCUGUGGGGUCCUACUGGCAUCUCGUCGGAUGACCAGUGCUACGAUAUGAACAACAAGGGUACCAAGCACGGCAACUGCGGGUACAACAGAAUAGAGUCCAGCUAUGUCAAGUGCACCGACGAAAAUCUCCUCUGCGGAAUGCUUCACUGCAAACAUUUGAACGAAAGGCUGGAGUUCGGCAUGGAGUCUGUAGCUAUUCUGAGUCACUCGUUCAUUAACAACGGUGGCAAGAUAAUACCGUGUCGAUCGGCGAUCGUGGACAUGGGCUUGAACCAGGUGGAUCCUGGCUUAGCUCCUGACGGAGCUAAGUGCGCGUCUGGCAAGAUGUGUGUGAACCAGAAGUGUAUGUCAGUAGCAGACCUGCGCGCGUCCGUGUCCAGCGGCAACGCGUGCCCCAACGAAUGCGGUGGCAACGGGGUGUGCAACAGUCUGGGUCACUGUCAUUGCAAUCGCGGCUUCCGACCGCCGGACUGCACGCAGCCAGGCGUAGGCGGUUCAGAAGACAGCGGUCCGGCUGAGGAUCCUAAUGCUAGGAACGACUUCAUAAUGGCCCUGUACAUUAUCUUUCUGGGGAUCGUACCGAUGGUCGCGCUAUCCAUGUUCGGCGUGUGGUACGUGAGAAACCCCGGCCAGCACUGGAAGAAGGGAAUGAUGUCGACGAGCGAUCGCGGCCACAAUGGGCUGUCCAUCAAAACGAUCGACCGUCCGAGUCCCUUGCCCCGUAACAUCGAAACGAUCGAUUCUAGCCUGAGUCAGGACCCGGCGUGCGCGAGUUUAUUGCCGAAACCGGAGACCGACGAGCGUUACAACAAUAAUCUGUUCGGCCAGUUCAAAGGGUUCUCGAUCACGCCGAUCAAGAGCCAGUCGAAGGGCAACGAGCCGACCAAGCCGGCUCCACCGCCGCCAACGAUCCCCACCGUGGCGAUCAAGACCAACAUCAGGACCCUACCGAAGAACAAUCCACCGCGAAACUCGCUGCUGAACACUACGUCCAGCUUCAACAACGAAUCCUCCACAGCUCCGACUCUGCCACCGUUGAAUCCCGGAUGCACGGCGCGUCCGUUGAUCAGCAGCCCGGUUCUAGCCGCCACCACAUGCACCUCUGUAGAAUUGGUAGCGCCGAAACCACCUGUCAGACCUGCCAUGGACGCGCCAACUAGACCAGCCCCAGCACCGCCAGUCACAGCGGAGCUUCAACGACCCCAAAGACCCAACAGCACACCGUUGACCAACGUGCUAGUCCCAGAGCCGGAGAAGAGGCCUGACAAAGGCGGCACUCUGAACAGGCUAGCCUCUAUACUGCGACCCAGCUCCGGGAUCAUGAAGUCAGGGGGGCUACAGGUGUCCCAGAAGGACGAGAAGAACACUAACUCUUUACCCAGGUCGCAGCACCUUAAAGCCAACAAAGUGAUCGACAAGGAGAUCUUGAGGAAUUUGGAGAUCUCCAACCCCAUUCCCCAGAAGGAGAUAGAGAUCCCUACUCCAGCGAUACCGGUGAUCACCGCAGGAGACACGGAGAAGAAGAACGUGGUGCUACGAGCUCAGUCUAUGAGGGACAGCAAGAUCACGCCUAGACCAAACAUCCAGACGUUCGGGUCUAUGCGUCAGACGACACCUGUGAAGAGGCCCACUAGUAUUCCAGCGAGCACCAGGCCCACCGCUCCACCGCCGGGACCUCCCACCGCUACUAGCGCAGCGGAGAAGAUCAACGAAUCUGGGAAGAUCCCGGGACUGCCAGGCUACCAGACGCCCCAGGUGAAGAGCGCGCCGAAGGUGAUCGACAACGCUUACGACGACUGCAUGAACCUUGUCCCCGAGUCCCUGACGAAGAUCACCGAGGAGUCACCGACCAGCGACAACAUCUACGCGGUGAUAGAGGAGGCUAUUCCGGAGAAGAGGAAGAACCAGCCGGAGGACAAGCAGAUAGAUAACGAAUAUAAACUGCCAAAACCGGUGGAGAACGCCGGGAACCCCGGCAUGGAGACGAUGGGUCUGCUGUCGGAGAUCGUGCUGGAGAUCUCGAACAGGAACUUCGACUCCAUCUACUCCACGGCGACGCUGUCCCGCAAACCAGUGAACGAGAGCGAAGAAGCAGGCAAGAACGUCGAGGACCUAGGAUCGAACAGCUCGCUAGGCGCGUACGUGAACUCGACGCACUACAAGUCGCCGGGCAGCAUCUACUCGAACUCCGCGUCCGGGAAGUUCAACUCGUCCAGCUCGACGACCAGUUCCGGCUACCUGAACCCGUCGGUGCUGAACGUGCCACGGCAAGCGCCGGAGAGGACGGAGACCGCUAGGCAGAUCGACAAAGGUAAACUAGCAUCCCUGAACUCGUCGAAUCCCAAUCUGAACGAUGAUAUAUCGAAGGAGCUGGGAAUGAAGCCUGCCAGCGACGCGGACUCUUGUAAGACUGGCUUGAAGACUCGACCCAUCCAGCGUGCCACCAAUCCGAAGACGGAAGAAGACAAGGUGGACGGUAAAGACCCGAAGCCAGUCCUGGGCCGAACGAAGACGCCGCCGAACAUCGCGAAGAGCUCGAAGGAGGCCGGCGUCAGGCAGGGUCUGGAGAACGCGUUGAGAUCGAAGCAGCAUUCCGACGGCAGCUUGAAAGGGUCUAGGCAAGGCUCGAGCAACCCGGGCGCCACAGCUACUGCCCAGCAACCCGGCGCUGGGGACAAACAGGACACUUCAGCGACCGUAAAUAGAUUAUCUUUGAAAACUGUGCCUUGUAGCCCUAAGGAUAACGCUGGAAAGUUCAACAGUCCGGAUCUAGUGUCGAGCUGUUCGAAUUCCAAUCAAAUCAGUACAAAGUCGCCGGACGUUCUCGCGAACAGCGGCAAGUUCAGCUUCCAGCCGAAGGCCGUGCAGAAGACAGCCGCCGCGCCGCCGAGGACGCAGACCGUCAAGAGCCCGUCUACGCCGUUGAAGCCGUUGAACGUCGCGUCGAAGACGGCAGCUACGUUAGCGGAUAGGAAGAAGUCACCGACGAGUGGGACCGUCGGCAACGCCAGCAAACCGCUGCCGGCGAAGGAGCCGGCGAAGAUCGCGCAGACGAAACUCGCCCCGAAGACAGAGGCUAAAACCGGGGACGCCAAGGUGAACCCGGUGCAACGGGCGGCGACCGGCAAGUCGAACGUGGCGUCCCUUCAGCAGAAGUUCGAGGCCAACAAGAACGCGAACGCGGCGAGGACGGUGACCAGCGGGUUGCACAAAAAGACAAUGGGAAAGGAGGCGGGCGGCGUGAAAAAGUAGACGCGUCGGAUCCACUCGAAUCUCGAAUAAUCUAGUCUGUCGGUAGCUCCGCUUGUCGAGGGCGCGAAAGAAGGGACAGGUUCGAACGAUGGUUCCGAUUCGAUGUUUAUUUUAAGGCGGGAUAACGGAAAGGAAAGGUGUGUUAUAGUACAAUGAUCGAGGUUUCGGACGACCUUUCGGCGAGGGGCGCUCCUCUCGGAGCGCACGGGAGUCGUGCGAUUCGCGGCGUACACGGAACGGUGUACGGGACGAGCACGUACGGUAGGGGAGCACUCGGUUUCGCGGCCCGUUGUUUCGGGACAACCUGUAUCUACCACUGUAAAUAGUAGUCACUUAAAAAUCCUAAUAUUUUUUGUAGAGCAUCACCCAUGACUUAACCCAGAGAUACAACACCGGUAACGCUCGGACGCGACGUGUGUAAACGCUAUCGCAGCGAUCGUCGACGAGAUAUUAAUCGUAAGUGGAUUUUUUAAACGAGAUACGACAAAGCGCGAACAACGAUUUAUUUUCAAAAGGAACAAAGAUUUCGCCGCGACGUAAGAAAUUC
Messenger RNA from Nomia melanderi (Alkali bee), 5610 nucleotides. RefSeq names its product disintegrin and metalloproteinase domain-containing protein meltrin (gene Meltrin). Gene Ontology annotation, biological process: membrane protein ectodomain proteolysis. Gene Ontology annotation, molecular function: metalloendopeptidase activity. Lineage: Eukaryota; Metazoa; Arthropoda; Insecta; Hymenoptera; Halictidae. The record is from RefSeq and is a predicted model, not a curated record.